Molecule: messenger RNA, 423 nt
Organism: Botrytis byssoidea
Lineage: Eukaryota; Fungi; Ascomycota; Leotiomycetes; Helotiales; Sclerotiniaceae
Exons: 2
Coding region: 1-423 (140 amino acids)
Source: RefSeq, a predicted model, not a curated record
AUGCAAUCCAUAACCCGCACCCUCUCCCGCCAAUCCCGUCUCUUCACCCCCCAACUACACAUCCAAGCCAGCCGUCCCUUCUCUUCUACCUUCAUCUCUCGCAAAUCUGCUACCGAAGCCGUCAAGGAAACGGUUCACAAAGUCGAUAAAGCCGUGGCGAGCAAGAUCGUAGAUGGUAUUGAAGUUGGUCAAACCGCAACCCAAAAAGCCAAAGAAGCAGCCGGCCUCUCCGCCUCCGAAGCCAAAACCGCCGCCUCCAACGCCGCCUCCGAAGCACAAGGCACCACUUCCUCCGCCACCGGUUCCGCAUCUGGCACCGCGUCCGAGUUGGCCGGACAGGCGAAAGGAAAGGCAGCGGAGUUGAAGGGCGCCGCGAAGGGAAAGGCGGCCGAGGUGAAGGGAGAAGUCAAAGGGAAAUUGUAG